This is a messenger RNA of Acanthoscelides obtectus, 8842 nucleotides long. The record is from the annotation of a GenBank genome assembly. NCBI's taxonomy places the organism in Eukaryota, Metazoa, Arthropoda, Insecta, Coleoptera, Chrysomelidae.
GGUGAAAUGAAUGCGACGUCUCCCGUUUUUAUGAGUUUAAAUCAAAGGAUCGUUUUGUUAUUUUCGAUAUUUAACCGGUUUCAAUUCAAUAACGAUAAUAUGUCGGAUUAUAGACAGCAAGCUUAUAGAACAGAGUGGGAAACAAAAUAGCCCUCCCUCGAGGCGGAGAUUUUCCUUCAUCAUUUUGACGAGUUUGUACGAUAAUUCCCUGCGACGAAUCGGGUAACUCUGAUUUACGUUGUUCUGUCAAUUGUCAGUUCUGUGUUUCUAAUUUAACGCUUCAUGUUAAGCGUUACUUUUGGAGAUUUUGUAAACAAAAUGGGAUUAAUUCCGUAUUUUUACAGUGUUACAAAUAUCUAAUUUCCGGUUUAAAAGGAAGAAUCCAUCGAGAUAUUUAUGUAAAUUAUAUCUAUAAUGUCGAGUGGUCGUGUGGAGAACGAAACUGAGCUAACCUCAACUGUGGGAGAUGUCAUGUCAAUGCCCAGCAAAGAGGAAAAAGGUGAUACCAGCGAUGCUAUGCCCUCUUCAUCAACGGAUGCAUCAACUGCAUCUACAAAACCUCAUUUAGUAACUGAUGAUCCGUGCAGCAGCACUUGUUCAGAACUUGAUCAGAUUAAAACUGCAAUCUCCCAGAUGAGUAGCGGAAUUCCACCAGAAGACUUGCUGGAUAUAAACAUCACUAAUAUCCCCAAUGUAAAAUAACAGAAGACGUUGAAGAUUUGGUGCAUGACUUGGAAAGUCUGCUAGAAGGUCCUUUUCCAGAUGCUCAAUCUGAAGCAAAAAAUACCCAGCAAGUGAAAAAAUUGACUAAAGAAACGAAAAGUAGCAAAGGAACAGGAGGAGAUAAGAUUCAAUCAUCAGAUAACACCAGUCCUCUAAAUGAUUUUGAAACCAUUGAAAAAAUUGCAGAGGCAAUUGAAAAUACAAAACCAAAACGGGUCGAGCCUUUACAAAAAGCUUCUGGAUCAGUUGACCAAACUGCAGCCAUAGUCACAGAACAAAAGCAAGUAGUGAGUACGGAUGUUGCAGAAUUUGGUGAAAAAGAUGGAGACAGUUCUGACACCACUAUUAAAGAGGCUGACAUACAGCAAGGAAGUCUUGAACAACAUAUUGAGGCAACUACUUCAUCAGAAAAUAUUGAUGCUGACGAUGGAAAAUGUGCAGGUGAAGGGUCUGGAGUGCAUGUCGAAAAUCAAACUACAGGUUUACAAAAUGAGGAAAUAUCAUCAGACGCACAACACGACACUGAAGGUGCAAAUAAUGUAAUUGCAACUGAAUUAUCUCUUGAUACUCCAAAGGAAGUUGAUGCAGUUCAAAUUGAGGAUGAAAAGAGUGACUUAUCUACUGAGGUUGAAGUCAAUCAAGUUCAUGCUGAUGUCACUGUAGAACCACUGGUAGAAGAUGUACCAGCUGUUGACGAAACAGACAGAGUUGAACAGCCGGGAAAAGUAUCUACAGGAGAUGAUAUUCCUGUUGUUGAUGUCAUUGUAAAAGUUUCUACGAAUUGUGAAGGUCAAACAGAAAUGCCCAUUGAUGGUGCAACCACUACCAUUGAUAGUAAUGCGGAAUCAAGUGCGAAGGACGGCAAUGUAGUUGAAAUAUCUGCAACUGAAGAGGUUCCUGAAGAUGAAAGAAAAGAAUUGUCUAUACCAGAUCAGAAUAUUGGAGAACAUGCCGCAGAAGAUGAAGAAAAAAGUGAUAAUCCAGUCAUUGAGCCGGUGAAUGAUGAAGUAACAAUUGUUGAAACACCCGAUGAGUCGCCUGAGGAUAUUGCUGAGGUACCUGCACAAGAAAUUACUGUUGAUGCAGAAACUUCAACUGCAAAUGAAGAAAAUGUUCGCACAGUAAAUGAUUCAACUGAUACCGUGGAGAAGACAACUGUAGAAAGUGUAGAUCCACAAUCAGACUUGACGAACACUAAACAAAUCCCAAAGGAGCCCUCUGCUUGUGAAGAAAGUGCUGAAGAAGUUGCACCGGGUAAAAUAAUAGCGUAUGAUGAGGCACAUGAUAAUGCAGCUACAGAAGCAGAUGUUGCAAUUGAAAAUCAAACAGCAAUUGAGCCAGUUGAAGCUGAGACGGAGCUAGUUGAAAUUACUGAGGAACCUGAAGAGACUGAGGCAACUCAAAAUGAGACAGCAAGUGAGAUAGUUGAAGCUAAAGAUACAGAGGUAGCUAUUGAAGAGCCAAAAGAGAGUGAGACAACUGAGAAUGCAGUUGCAGUUGAAAUUGAAGAGAUAGCUGAAAUUAUUGAAGAGCCAGAUAAGGUUGAGGCAUCUCAAAAUGAAACAGCAGUUGAUACAGUCGCAGUCGAUACUGAAGAGACAAGCGUAGUUGGAAUUGUUGAAGAACCAAAAGAGAGUGAGCCAAGUCAAGAUGAAUCAGCAAUCGAAGCAGCUGCAGUUGAAACUGAAGAAACAGAGGUAGUUGAAGUUACUGAGGAGCUAAAGGAGGACGAAGAACUUCCAAUAUCUAGUUCAAGUGAAUUGACAGAAACUAUCGAGUCUGCUAAAAACAUUCCUGUAGUUGAAACUACUAAUGAGGAUAAUGUAGAAUCUGUACCAGAUAAAUCUGAGCCUACCAAGGAAAUGGCAAACAUACAGGCAGAAGAUCUAAAAGAUGAGAGGAUUGAUAGUGCAAAAGAAUGUGAUAUCCAAGGUGAUGUGAUCGAAGAAAUCAACGAUUGCACAUCAUCUGUCGCAGAGGCAGACCCUGCAGUGUCUGCGAACGAAAGUGAAAAUAAUUUGACAGAAGCGACAUCCAUUCCAGAGGAAGCUGUUUCCGAAGACUGUUGCAUUGGAAAUGUUGAGGAAUCUGUCAAGCAAACCACGGAGGUCCCAAAUGAAUGCUCAAGUAGAGGUGUGGAAGAAGUUGCGGAACAGCCAUCACCAGGUGUUGACGUCAAGGCAGCUAUAUAUGAAGAAACUGAAGCUGCUGUUGAUUCAUUGGGGGCAUUGAUUGAAGAAACUAUCCGGGAUACAUCAAAUGCUCCAGAUGAAAGUAUUGAUGAUGCAAAAGGUGUUGAAGAUUUAGAACAAGGUUCUGAUGCAGUUGCUUUAGACCCUGAAGACGAAACAGAAGCUGCUGUCAAAUCUCUGGGUCUAUGUGUUAAUGAACCUGUUGAAGCUCCACCUUCUAUGCCUAUCCAAGAAAUUGACAUAAGUCCUGAAUAUGAAGAAACAGAAGCAGCAGUCGCAGCGUUAACAAGCAACGAACUCCCAUAUAGCGAUUCACCAGAAGUCUUACAAGAACCUGUUGUUUAUUCUGAAGAAACGGAAAUGACAUCUGUGGAUGACACUACUAAAACUCAUGACAGCGAACCUAGAAUAACUGAAGAAAUGAUUGAGAAUCAGGCGACUGCAAGUGCUGUCGAUGAAGUUGAAAGUGAUGUUACAUCUGAUCAGAUCGGACCUAUAGUAUCUAGCAUAUCAGCUGCAGAAGAGGCUAUUAACGCAGAAGAAUCAAGAGCUGCUGUAGAAGCUGUUAUGAGCAUUGCUAAUGAGACAUAUGAUAGCAGCUCACAAAGUACCAUAUCUAAGCCUGUUGAAGUAUCCGACGAUGAGACUUAUGGAAAUAAAGGAGAAAACCCCGAUGAAGCGAUACCAACUGAGAUAACUACAGAGGAAGAAACGCCUGGGAUCGACGCCGUCACAUCAUCUGUUGAAAACACCGAUGUUGAAAUGAUUUCAAUACCUAUUCCAGAUUACAAAUCACCAAAAUCCGUUGGUGGCGCAACAGCCAUGUCACAUGAAUCUGAAGAAGAGAUGGAAGCCCUAGCUUUGGAACCUUCACCUCUUGCUCCAAUUGAGGAAGUUGAAGAACCGGAGGAGAAAGAAUCUCAAGAGAAGAACGAAGCAUUACAUGUUGAUAUGCAACAAAGUGCAAAAAAGCCACCAGAAAUAGAAGCAUUCGAAAAGGCCGAAGCUGAAGCCGCAGAGCUUAAAGCUAAUGAAGCAAAUAUUGAGGCCGUGACAGAUUCGGAUGUGGUACAAGUGGUUGAGAAUAAUGUUUCUGAUAAAGAAGUUAUUGAGGAAAUUAAGAGCACAGAUCUAUCAAAAGAAGCAACCGCAGCUGCAGAGACAAAUAGUAUCGAAAAAGAAAGUAUAGAGAAUGUUAAUUUACUUCAAACUGUGGAAGCAGAGAGCUCCGAAAAAAUCACAAAUAAAGACAAAGAGCAUAAGAAAGCUAUUGAGAGACCUAGGAGAGGUAAGAGAGCGACACCAGAUUCCAAACUGGAAGAAUUGAGUAUCAAUGUUGAUCUUCCCGACAAAGAAAAACCGUAUAGCCCAAAGGUGACCAUUAAACCAAUCAAAGUGCCUGAUGAAGAAAUCAGUACGACUAGCAAUGCGGAUUCAGAAGUAGGAAAAGGAUGUCUUAAAAUGACCAUCACAAAACAGUCUGACAAUACCCAUUCUAUUCUGAAAAUUUGUGAUUCUGAUGCUACUGGUAGUGAAGCAGUACAUGAAGAGGGUCAUAUUCCGAAGCUUAGAAUAAAAUCCGUAUUGCCAUCUGCUGAGCAACAUAGUCCAAAGUCUAAGAAUAAACAGCCGCAUUCACCAACAGGAUCUUCGCAGAAAUCCAGCAACCCACGGGUCACUAUCAAGCCUGUAGUGAAACCGGAAGUAGGUCCUCUGAAAAUCAAGAUUGGCCUGAAGGGAGACGAGAGUACAAAAAAGGCGAGUCCAAAAAUGAAGGCUGCCACAGAUGAAGAUAGUGCGCCGAGCCCUAAGAAAGCAAAAUCUGCUGCUAAGAGCGUUGAAGAGCCUGAGCAACACCAUAGUCCUAGGAUUACGAUUAAGCCUAUACCUAAACCGGAAGUAGAAGGAACAAAGUUGAGAUUGAAAAUGCAUGAAGAGGACGAACAGACUCAAGGACGAUCUAGUCCGAAAAUUACUAUAAAACCUAUAGUGAAGCCUCAAGAAUCUGAAGAAGUUCACGAUGAAGAUGACGGCUCGAAAGAGAGAAUAGUGCUGAAGAUCAACAAAGGAAAUCUACCAACCAAAGAUGAAAAAUCCGAGAAGUUAGCAAAGAUCACUUUGAAGCUGUCUAAAGAGGGCAGCGCCCAUAUUGUACAGCAACCAGAGGAAAAUCAAAAGCGUCCGAUCGACGAGUCUGUCGUGGAGAAAAACAAGAGGCAAAAGACGGAACCAGCAAUGGAGACUCGAUCCAGGCACAAAGGACCAGACAUGCCCGUCGAAUCAUCUAGAUCCAACCCUACAAAACACAUAGACCCAACAGAGUCUCCCAUAGAAGCGAAGAGGUCGAAGUUGAGUCCGUCUCCAGCAAGAGACUCUAGGUCAAAGGAAGUACUCCCACAUGAUGAUGUCAAGGUCAUCGAGGAGCGUAUUGAGUCACCAAUUGUGAUAAGUGAGGAUUCCAGAUCUCAAGAUAGUGGUAGCUGCAUACUGAUAGAAGACACCGCUAGCGAGCACAGUCAAAGGGGUCUCACGCCAGAUAGCGAGAGGAAGAUCGAGGCUGUGAUAGUAGACAGCUCCGAGAUCAACCCGCCUGAGACUAAAAAGAGGGGCCGGCCAAGAAAGCGAAAAGGUGCUCCCGUUGAAACCGUCGAGCACGACCCUCUGCAACAGGUCGAAGAACAAUCUUCUCUCAAUCAGACACCGCCACCCGCACCAAAGCAAACCGCCACGACAAAACAAAUCGCCACCUCCAAACAGAUAGCGGCGGCCAAACAAGCCGCUCAGGCUAAACAGGUCGCCGCAGCGAAGGCAGCUUCUGCUACCAAGAACGUAGCCCCGCCCAAAAACGCAUCUCCGCCCACCAAAGCCGCGCCUCCCGUUCAGGCGGUACACGAAUCCGGCAGGCCAAAACGCAGUUGCAGGGGCCAAUCGGCGAUCGAUGUGCUGGGCAUCAAGCCUAGGAAACCGAGGCAGCCGAGUGCGGCCAAAGGCGGAGGCAAGGGAGGGAAGAAAGGAGCUGCUGAGGUGAAGGACGCGCCAGAAAGCUCAGAACCCAAAACGUCAGUUGCUGCUAGUCCACAGGGCUCUAGUCCAGCUGUGGUUCUUGUUAAAAAUUUAGAGGUUGCGGUUCCAGCUGGAGAUAGGGAUAAAAGUGAACCAAAAUCGCAGCAGGCUGGAAAAAAAGUAGAACCGCCACAAAAACAAAGGAGGAGUGCAGAGCCUACACAGAGACGGUCUGCAGAACCACAACAUGUAGAAGCUCUUCAAAAAACAGAAGAGCCUAUACAUAAUACCAGAAAAAGCGGCACCGCCCCUCAAACAGAAAAAAAGGCAGAAUCUCCACUCAAAGAAAAACGAUCUGAGAGGCGAUCCGCAGAACCAGUGCCUAAGGUAGUACCUCAAAAGGAGGAGCAACUCACUGAAUCUCCUCAAAAGAAAAUAAAACCUACCGAAGUUUCUCCAAAAGAGGUAAAACAAGUUGAUCUUCAACAGAAGUUAGUCAAAGCAACGGAAACUCCAAUAAAAAGAGCAGCUUCUACCGAACCUCCACAUAGACUGAGGUCAGCUGAUGCUCCAGAAAAAGAUGACGUAGCAAAACCCGAAGAACCUCCUAACAAGCAAAGAAAAAUUACUGAUUCUACGAAAACGCUGUCGAAGGAAGUAUCUGUAGCACAAAAACAUAGGACAUCUAUCGAGUCCAAGCUAAUAGAAAAAUUACCUGAAGUAAGUUUGGUAAAGAAAAGUAACCCAAUUGAAACGGAAGCUAAACUCACUGAGGAAGUGAUACACGUAGAAACCACGGAUCCUCCACUAACGCUAACCGAGAAUUUGGUAGAAACCCCGCAGCAAGCAAAAAGCCCAGCGUUAUCAGUGCCUCUCAGGAAGCUGUCAACGGAAACUCCGAAAAGACCGAUUGGAGCUCUUUUCAAAGAACACAGAUCUUUUCCUCUGAGCAAGCCUAUGCUAGUGGACGAAAUUAUAGACCUGGAUCCUGAUCCGCCGGAAGCGCCAAAAGUUGCUCCUGUGGAGAUAGAAGUGCGACCUGUAGAAGUGAAGGUGAGAUCUCAAAUAGCGAGGCGAGGAGGACGGAGGGGUGUCGGUGGUAGAAGACCUACCACAGAGAGGAGGGUUGUAACUGUACCGGAAGUAGAAGAUAAGUCUAGCACAGAAACUACUCCAUUACCCUCUCCUAAACCUCCAUCGGAAAGGACCAGUACCCCCGCUACUCCACAGGCCAAAUCUCCGAAUCCAGACGUGCCGAUGUUAGAAAUGCCCCUACCGGAACUGACAGUGAAUGUAACGGAUAUCGGCCCGGCUAUGGCUUCGACGUCAUCGGCAAACGAUGUGAUAUUGGUGGAUGAAGAGACUAGAAUGAGCGCUGAUACGAAUAGUAGAGCGCAAACACCAGCUAAGCAGGUUGUGUCCGAGGUGAUUACCAUCGACGAAUCUCAAAGCUGUUCGGUCCAGAGCACCGGAAAUAACUCGGAGAGCAGCAAAACGCCGUCGUUCCGAUCGAAUAAGGCUCCUAGAUUAGAGGUCCAAGAAAAUGAAUCCAUGUCCGGCAUCUCUCCAGAUCAGCUGACUGAGUACUACUGGAACGGAAAUGGACCGUUCAUGCUACAAGAGCAGGUGGCACAGUAUCUGGGUAUCAAAUCGUUCAAACGGAAAUAUCCUGGUAUCAUGAGGAGGCCACUGGAUAUUCAGGAGAGGGAUUAUAUUAGGGAGAAGGGUUUAGCCAGUGACCAUAUGUGCGACUUGGGCCUGACAGCUGUCAACGCCGCUGAUAUCUUGGACAUAAUGUAUGCUGACUUCCAAGAUAAAUACGAAGAGUACUGCAAGAACUUGAGGGAUAAGCAAGCGAAGGAGCUGAUAAAUAAGCAGAAAGCAAUGAAUUUGGCGACCAGUCACGAGAAAAGUAAAGCGGAUGUCAUGUCGCAGGCGGUGCAGUCUGCGGCACAGUGGAACACCAACUUCAAUAAGACGAGAAGAGAACAACGAAGAGCUUGCAUGGACCUGCAGACGUUGACUGUGCAUUAUCCAAAAGGAAGAAUGAAGCCAAUCCUGAAUCCAACAGUAGGAAAUUACCCUGUAUCGCUCGUACCGGGACAGUUCGUGGACUAUUUCAAGGAAUUCACACCAACUGAAAUAAACAACCUUCCCCUGAACACGAUGCUGUACGACGAGCUGCACCGAAUCCCGCCCGAUGACUCCGAAGACUCUGGCAGCGAGUCAGAUUCCAGUUCAGGUUCCGACUCCUCCUCAAGCGGUUCGGAUUCAGACUCUUCCAGCGGGGUGGAGGAUUGCAAAUUGUGCAAACACACAGCACUGAAGAAAUCGCCCAACCCUCACGCUACUGCCAGUGCUACACCUGUCAUUGUUUCCACAGCAGUUCCGGUCACAGUCGCCACAGUUAUUCCUGUUACCAAGUGACGUUUUGCGAAUCCGAGACGCUGCUAUGUGGUCACGAAGUGAUCCGAUUACGCAGAGGAGUGUACGGUGAACCGGAAGUGAGUUUUCGGCGCGAGUUAGUCGAGUCGAAAUUAAAAAAAAAAAGAUUUUUGUAAAUUCUAGUAUACUCUUUGUUAUUUAACGCAGAAGCUUCCUCAACUCUUUGAACUGCUGCAAUUUGUCAAAGGUAAUGUUGAUGUAUGAUGUAUGAUGAAUUUCAUUUUGGCAACUUGCAACUCGAAUUUCAUCUUUGCUAAGUAUUUAUGUUCAUUUUAAUCUUUUCGUUUUUUUUUAACUUGCGGCGAUGCGCUGCUGUUUAUUGCAUCUUGCAAUGUGUACUAUGUAAGAUUAUAUAGAUAGGCGUAUUUCGUAGUAAUUAAACUUUAUAUCAAGGAAUAUAUUCAACAUGUACAGUACAGAGAUAAUCCUGUGAUUUUUGGUUAACAUUCUUUCUACAAUAAAGAUUGAAUAUCAAGUAA